Messenger RNA from Cynara cardunculus var. scolymus (artichoke), 1991 nucleotides. RefSeq lists its product as uncharacterized. The coding region runs from base 39 to 1778 and encodes 579 amino acids. Gene Ontology annotation, biological process: positive regulation of growth. The transcript has a single exon. NCBI's taxonomy places the organism in Eukaryota, Viridiplantae, Streptophyta, Magnoliopsida, Asterales, Asteraceae. The record is from RefSeq and is a predicted model, not a curated record.
UUCAAUUUUUGUUGCUGGCUGAUCUCAAAGAUUCCGCAAUGAUGGCUGAGCCUUGGUUGCUGAGAAUCGGAAGCCAUGUGAGUUCCAAUCUCAAACAUGCUCUCCUCUUAGAAAAAUCCACCAAAAACAAGCAAGAAAUCCGCAACCAAACAUCGGGAACAAUAGGAAUUCUCUCGUUUGAGGUUGCGAAUGUGAUGUCAAAAACCGUUCGGCUUCACAAAUCCCUAACCAAUUCCGAGAUAUCCAAGCUCAAAAGCGAGAUUCUUAGCUUCGAUGGUGUAAAAAAACUAGUGUCCUCCGACGAGACCGAUCUUUUAGACCUCGCGCUUUCGGAGAAGCUGGAAGAGUUGAGUUUCAUCGCCGGCGUCGUCUCCAGGCUCGGGAAGAAGUCUACAAUCCCUCAGCUUCAAGGUUUUCAGCAUGUUUUUGGAGACAUAAUCACUGGAGCCAUUGAUGUGAGGGAAUUAGGGUUCUUAGUGAAAGAUAUGGACGCAAUGGUGCGAAAGAUGGAACGAUUUGUUAAUUCCACAGCCACGCUCUAUGGAGAAAUGGCUGUUUUGAAUGAAUUGGAGAUUGCAACGAAAAAAUUCCAGCAAAACCAGCACGAAGAAAGCAGAAAAGUUUUCGAGCAGAAAUUGAUUUGGCAGAUCCAAGAUGUGAGACACCUGAAGGAUGUUUCACUAUGGAAUCAAACUUACAACAAAAUCACGGAGAUGCUUGCAAGAACUGUGUGUACACUUUAUGCUCGAAUCUGUUCAGUUUUCAUUGAUUCGAUUUCCAGGAGACAUAUGUUCUCCAGUAGUUCUGUUUCAGUUGAAAGCUCAAGAUUAAAAUCAUGUACAAGUCUAGCUCAAAGAUCAGAUCAAAUUGAUGUGGGUAGUGUGAAAUCUUGUGGUGGUUCUAGUAAUUCAAGUUUAGUGGAGAAGAAGAUGGCCACCUUCAGGCCUCAGAUUCACCCAAGAAAGGGUGAGAUGAAUCUUUUUAAAGCUCAAGACUUCAAUUUUUCUUGUGGGUAUGGACCAGGGAGAUUGUUUAUGGAAUGUUUAAGCAUAAACACUUCAAAACUGGAUGAUUGUGAUGAUGCUUCUGUUCCAGUAAGUGAUAAUGAUCAAAGCAGCCACAUAUCAGGUCAUUGUAGUGUGUCAAGCAGCGGAAAGAAAGAGAUUAUGAAUCAUACCCGGGUUCCCACAAGUGUAGAUCACAAAAUGUUUAAGGGUAAUUUCAUAAAGAGUUGUACAACUGCUCAAAAGAGUAGAUCAAUGGCACGAGCUCCUCCAAACACAGUUGGAGGCUCUGCUUUAGCAUUGCAUUACGCUAAUGUUGUAAUCGUGAUUGAGAAAUUACUUCACUACCCACAUUUAGUUGGCGAAGAAGCUAGAGAUGAUUUGUAUCAAAUGUUACCAACGAGCUUAAGAUUGGGUUUAAAGAAAAGUUUGAAGUCUUAUGCAAAAGAUUUGGCUAUAUAUGAUGCCCCUCUUGCACAUGAUUGGAAAGACAGGCUUGAUGGGAUAUUAGCAUGGCUCGCACCCUUGGCACACAACAUGAUUCGUUGGCAAAAUGAGCGAAAUUUUGAACAACAGCAUAUUGUGUCAAGAACAAAUGUCCUUCUUCUGCAGACUUUGCAUUUUGCAGAUCGGGCAAAGACAGAGGCGGCCAUAUGUGAUCUUCUUGUGGGGUUAAAUUAUAUAUGUCGAUAUGAGCAUCAACAGAAUGCUUUAUUGGAUUGUGCAAGCAGUUUUGACUUUGAUGAUUGCACGGAUUGGCAAUUGCAAUACUGAUAUCUUCAUGGAUUUGCCAUUUCAGUGAGUUCUCGUUCUUUUGCUUUGCUUUCUAUACUGAAUGAUAACAUAGAAGAUAGUAGUUGUCCAAGAUAACGUAAAUAUCAGAGAUCUUGGGCUUGUAGAUGUUUGUAAUUACUAAUUAUCGUAUUGAUGAGGUUUUUUAUAUACUUUGGUUUAUACGGGCUUAGCCUUCAAAAUACAUAAAAAAUU